Messenger RNA from Medioppia subpectinata, 2960 nucleotides. The record is from the annotation of a GenBank genome assembly. NCBI's taxonomy places the organism in Eukaryota, Metazoa, Arthropoda, Arachnida, Sarcoptiformes, Oppiidae.
CGAGAGAAACUGUAGACUGUAUGGCGAUAUAUACGGCAAACAAUAGGUUCAAAGCCGAUAAACUGGCACUGUUAUCGGAUGAGAGGCUAUACGAUAGGGAAGGCCUGCGGGGAACAGGCGGUGGAGGCGGCGGUUCGGUGAACAACAACUACGACCGACUGGCGGACACCCGAGAGAGUCCGUACGGCAUAAAGAGAAAUAUCGGCGGCUAUUUGGACGACACCAACGACUACCCCAAUAGAAGCCGAUCACGUGAUAGACACUUUAGUCGUAGCAUUAGUAACAAUAAUAAUAAUAAUUACGGCGACGGACUCGACAGCCGAGCGACACAUUUCCGGGCGUACGGCCACCGAAACAAUAGCCAAACCCCCUUCGAUGGCCCCCAACGGGGCUACCCGUCGGUCGGUUCUGACCAGUUGUUGGACCAAUUGGAUCAGUUGCCGCCCAACGUUAAUAGUAAUACCUCGACCACGAGCUCCACGGGUGGCGGCAGUGGUGGCCAACGCGGCGGCGGCGCCGGCAGUGGCGGCACAAUAGCGACGGGAAUGUCCGGACGGCGUAUGACUUCGGCGUCGACGACGGCCAGCGGCGGCGUCUCGUCGACGGUCUCAUCGCCGCCGUUGAAGAAGAAGCGGAACAAGAAGAAGAAACCCAAGCGAUCGUCACUGCGCUCGCACUCCGCCUCUCCGUCGCCCUCCCGCUCAUCGUCGCUGAGUUCGGCCCGAAGUCAUUCGCCCUCUUCCUCAUCAAACAUAUCGUCGUCCAGCCCUAGCAGUCGCAGUCCAUCGCCCGCCAAAUCCCAGUCCCCACUAUCAUUGUACAGCCGAGAGCGCAAAGAGCGGGGCGCCGGUGGUUUGGGCGGUUCGGUCAUAUCGGCCGCCACCACAACCAACAACACUAUCAUCAGCACCUCAUCUCAGGGUUCAAAUCACACGCCACUGCAUAACAGCGGCGCCACUCCCGGCUCCGACAGCUCGGCCGACAAAGACGACACCCGGCCUCUGGCCAUAUGUGUCCGCAACUUACCGGCGCGAUCUACAGAUGGUCUGUUCCACGAGUACAAGAAGCACGGAAAGGUCACAAUGGUUAAGGUUGUGGGUCAGGGCUCCGACCGGUUCGCUGUCGUGUGCUUUAAAAAGCCCGAAGACUUCUCGGACAUCACAUCAGUGGUGAAAGCGAUGCGCAAACUGGACGGCGAGAAUCUGGGCCAGAAUCGGAUCAAACUCGGGUUCGGCAAAAGUAUGCCCACGACUUGCGUAUGGAUUCACGGCGUGUCCGAGCAGUUGACUGAGAAGUCGCUGCUCUGGCAGGCGAACCGUUUCGGCACAGUUGUCAACCUCAUGCUAGACCGGCAUCGGGCCAACGCUCUCAUCUUCUACGACAGUGUCGAAUGCGCCCAAAUCGCCGUUCAAGACCUCAAAGGCCGAGUGCUGAGCGGCCGCAAAAUGCAAGUGGACUUCGCCUCCCGGGAGUGCCAAACGGCCUUCUUUGAUAACAUGGAAAUGUCGGGUCAAAUACCGCCUCAAGUGGUGGGCUCUGUGAGCGGUGGCGGCGAUCGCCAGUGGGAACCCCAGCGGAGGCCACCGCUCGGCAACAGUUCCACCAAUCAGUGGUCUGAGUUCGACGAACGCCUGGGCGGCGGCGCGUACGACAACCACACGGGCGGCGGCAACAGUCGCGCCCAUAACAACCGAUAUCAGUCACGCACACCAAACCGUAACUAUCGGCCGCAGUCGCCCAUCCCUUUCCAAAGGAACACACAAACGGGUUACGGAGGCGGUAGUCGCGGCCGCGCCUCCUAUCAGAGGUUCGGCUCGGCGUCCGACACUUACAACGAGGACUUUGCGGUCGAUCGGCGGCAUCGAUACGAAGCCGACGCCGAGUACGACGAUAUGGACGACGAGAGGGACAGCUGUUACGGUCGCGACCGGAGUCGCGAGUUGAGUGAGACGUGCAGUAAAUCCUAUUCCCCGAUCUCUCGGCGCAGUGAGAGUCCCAAAGAGGGCGUCGGCGGCCGACGCGACGGUCGCAGCACAAGUCCGUACUCUAAAAGUGAUAUGAGAGACAAUAGUAGAGACAAAUCGGACGCAGACGUUAUGCUCGGCCAAAACAUGGCGAAGGAGCGGAGUGGCAGUCGGAGGUCGAGCGACGACCUGCACGACGACUGGAAGCCACCGGAACUGCAACUCGACCGGCGACGCGCCGGCAAACAGCACAAGUCCUCCUGUGAUACAGCUCUUAUGUUCGGCGACUCACCGCCACCGGUCACCCAACACGUGGCCCGGCGUCUGAGUCACAGCAAGAGUCCGAAAGACAAACAACAACAGCAGUCGUCGGCGACGGCCGCAGCUCUGGCCAGUCUGAAGGGCCAGAACACGAACACAACGCCCCAAAGUCCCACCGCUAGUCCCUGUUCGUCGAGUUUCGCGUCGCCGAUGCGGACCGACUGUCCAGUGCACCGGCUGCAACUGCCGUUCCUUAUGCUCGACUCGACGCCGAGCAGCUUGCACACCGCGGCCUUUAGCCACCUGCUCUGGCCGAGAGUCGACUACCUGUACCUGAGUGACGGCAGGCGUGUAGUCAGGCAACGCUCCGAUUCUGUACUUUCCGACUCCAGUGAUACGGGUUUUGUCGGUCGGGGUGUCGGCGGCGAGUCUACUGUGUCUGCGUUGAAACGUAAACGACUGGACAGCGAGUCGCCCGACACACCGACGUGUAGUUCCGAAGCGAUCGGACACUUGGAGCGCAAGAAGCGGCUACUGGUCUGCGUCGACGGCCUCACGGGCGCCGGCGGUGGUCAUAGCGAACGGCUCGGGUCGGGCAGCAAUAGUUCACAGUCGACGAGCGGGUCGUUGGCCGGUAAGAGCGGUUCCCACGAGUCGCUGGUAAAUAGCGAGACAAACAUCAGACAAUUGGCCAAAUUGCUCAAACGUAGGCCCAGUAGUAGUGGCGGCGCCACC